AUGCCUCUGCUACAGCUGAAUGAGACCCAGGAGGCCCAGAUCUUAGAGGUUCUCUACGCCUCCACGGCCAAAUCCAUUGUACCCCUUCUACUUCUCGAAGGCUUCAUGUUAGGUGCAUCGAGUGCUUGUGUACCGCUUGCAUCGUAUAUGCUUUGGAUGAAUGUCACUUCUAUCCGCCGGGGGUGUUCAAUCUUAGUUGUAUGGGCCACCCUCACCGUCUUCGCGGUGCACUGGGCUUUAUCGUUGCAGAACUUGGAGUCCGUCAUAUCCGGGAGUGCUUUAAACAUCUCGCUUCCCAUUCUGGAUCACGACGUUAUUAGCCCUUCGGGUAUCAAUAUCUCCGAUGCUGCCCUCUUUCGGAGAGACAUAGUAUUCGACACUGAGAUAUCGUAUUCAGACUAUAGCGCGGCAUGGGAACACCUUGUCACCCUUACAACGGAAACUGUACUCCUGGGCUUUGCGUCGUCUCUAUUCGCGACAACGGUGUAUACAUCAUUCACGCAGUUUCUAACGCAAGACCGCGGAAGUUCAGUUUUCAUCGUACCGGCAAUCGCAUCGUCAUACGCUCGUCCGUCUUCUGGGGAUCUCGUACUUCUCGAUGCCCGGCUUGAUAUUAUUAUGGCGACGACACUUGCGGUCAAUGCAAUAUUGAGUGACUCCAUCGUGCUUUGGCGUAUGAUCGUCGUAUGGGAGAAACGGUACCCCAUUCUCGCCGUGUGCGUCGUGCUGCUGGUUACGAUGCUAGGUACCAACAUAGCAUUCAUCGUCAUAUCCGUUCCACCCGUUUCUGGGAGGCUUUCCAAAUAUCUCAGGUUUGGGCUGCGGCCAGGAACCGUCGAGGGUUUAAUCCCAGCAUAUGACGAUGAUGUCUUUGGUCUCGCCGCGAUCUUCGUAUCGCUAGCAAGCAACGCGAGCGCAACUGCGCUAGUCGGCCUGAAGGCAUGGCUAUAUAGAAGGCAGAUAAAAGAGUACAUUGGUUCUCAUUGUCGGCGCACUAUCGUGGAACGAGUCUUACUCCUUCUCACCGAUUCGGGGGUAGUCUAUACAGUCAUAUGGCUCGUGUACUGCAUCAGCGUCUACUUUCCAAUUACAGUCCAAUUCCUUAUACCCGGGAAUCCCAUUUAUGCGGUGGAUUAUCUUGAUGCAGCGAUGGCUCAGAUAACUACCAUAUAUCCCCUCUCCGUCUUCAUAUUUCUCGCAUACGACCAGAUGCAGCACUCGCGGGAGCCACAGCUCGGGUCCCUUCGGUUUGCCAGUAGAAGCCAGAAUCCUGCCAGAUCUUUCGUUUCUGAGAUGGACCUCGAGCGCCGCACGGAGCCUACCGUGCUCGUAGGUCGGCAGCCGAGCAGGAGGAGUCGGGAAGAGCCCAACGAUGGUGAAGAAGGGGAGGUUCUUGCGCAAGGAGUUGAAGAAACGAAACUCCAUACGAUCAAUCCGGUCUGA
Messenger RNA from Peniophora sp. CBMAI 1063, 1443 nucleotides. The record is from the annotation of a GenBank genome assembly. NCBI's taxonomy places the organism in Eukaryota, Fungi, Basidiomycota, Agaricomycetes, Russulales, Peniophoraceae.